Messenger RNA from Staurois parvus, 323 nucleotides. NCBI's taxonomy places the organism in Eukaryota, Metazoa, Chordata, Amphibia, Anura, Ranidae. The record is from the annotation of a GenBank genome assembly.
UCUGUUUGUGGUUUUUUUGCAAGAGCCUUCCUGUAAUGAAGACUCCAACGCUCUUGAAGAUCAUUGCUUCAAUCAAGCCUGUUUGCGUCGAAUCUGCGUCAGAUCUUGUUGUUUCAGGUACCCCGUGGAGCUUUAUUCUCAGGGACAACUACAGGAACUCUGGUUUUGAGAGUACACCCAUCAAGCUGAAGAAGAUCAAGAAGGGACACAAGGAGAAUAUGAUAAAACAGGAGGGAAUGUCAUGGAAAUUUUCUAUUACAGGUUGUCCUUUAAAUGUGUCAUAUAUUAGUGUUAUUCAUAUGGCUCUCGUGUGGCUUAAUUAA